Messenger RNA from Schizophyllum commune H4-8, 687 nucleotides. RefSeq lists its product as uncharacterized. Lineage: Eukaryota; Fungi; Basidiomycota; Agaricomycetes; Agaricales; Schizophyllaceae. The transcript has 3 exons. The record is from RefSeq and is a predicted model, not a curated record. The coding region runs from base 65 to 520 and encodes 151 amino acids.
GUUCCACCGUCUUGCGAAGGCUCACCGGUGUACUUUCGUAUUCGCACUUUUUUGAGCGACUCGCAUGGACACCAGUAUGCAGCCCAACGCCGCCGACCUGGAGCUGGUAGAUGUCUACGUUCGUGGCGGCUAUCCAGUCGACCGCGACGUGAUGUUUUCCUUUGCGAGCGGAAUUGCCGAGCACUACAGGAAAGCAAAGCCAAUUGAUUGUGAGGACUGUGGCGGGAUUUACAAUCGUGUCAACGAAGUGCUCGGCCGCUACGAGGACCUAAGGUGCACAACCAUCGACAACCCCGCCGACCCCAAUGGCUCCACGUGGAUCGUCGCUACGACGCCGGUCAAACGCGUGCAGGUCCGCUGGUGUGACUUAGACAGCCUUAGGAGGGACCCGUGGAGACCGCCGUCGGCCUUUGACAUCCAGGAGAGCGAGUCUGAUAUAGACGUCAAGCAAUAUCUGGCACAAAACGGUGUCCCGACGCAGCCCUUUCACACGACAUUUUGGAAUGUUCGUACGUACUGAGUACGAGUCGCCUCAAACGCUGCGUGGGCGGCGUGCUGCUCGGCUGUCAAACCUGUCUUGAAUCUGACGAAUCUAGUGCCGUAUAACGUAGUUGUAAAUGUGGCACGUCAAUGCCCCCUUUGUGCUGUCUACUGCAGUAGGGUCUCUUUCUGAAAGGGUCUCAUGGU